Messenger RNA from Coffea arabica (coffee), 699 nucleotides. RefSeq lists its product as uncharacterized. The record is from RefSeq and is a predicted model, not a curated record. NCBI's taxonomy places the organism in Eukaryota, Viridiplantae, Streptophyta, Magnoliopsida, Gentianales, Rubiaceae.
AUGGCCGCUGAAGAAAUUCUGAAGCUCUUUGAUUCUUAUUGGUUUGAACAUGGAAUAUUUACUAGCAAGCAUUGCUUAGCAUCUUCAACUAGCAAGCCUAUUCAUGAUCAAGAAGAACAUGAGCUUGAAAAAUCAAAGCUUGCGAGCAUAGUAAACCUUCAAGUUCGUUCUCUAAGUGAUCACUGUGUCAGCUAUGAUACAGGUUUCAGCCCAAAUGCUGCAUCUCCCAAGUCAGCGAUUUCCACACCAACACUGCCAAAGAUACUCUCUGGAGUAGAAGUGAGUGAUUUCUCUGAAAGGAUUGAAGAGCAAGAAAAGAUUGAAACCACAACCACGAAAAAAUUCAGUAACAGGAGGAGGAGGAGUAGAGGUAUUAGCAGAAGCUUAUCAGAAUUGGAGUAUGAGGAGCUUAAAGGGUUCAUGGACUUGGGAUUUGUGUUCACAGAGGAAGAUAAGAGCUCAAGUUUGGCUUCAAUCAUACCGGGAUUGCAGAGAUGGGGAAAGCAAGGCAGCAAUGAACUAGUCCACGACAAGUAUGCAGUGUCAAGGCCUUAUCUUUCUGAAGCAUGGGGUGUUCUGAAUCAGAGGAAGGUAAAUAAACUACCAGUACGCUGGAGAUUUCCUGAUGUGGACAAUGAAAUCAACAUGAAAGACCAACUUAAAGCUUGGGCACAGACUGUUGCAUCAACUGUUAGAUAA